Galeopterus variegatus (Sunda flying lemur) is the source of this 3024-nucleotide messenger RNA. It is a transcript of the gene MTHFD1, whose product is annotated as methylenetetrahydrofolate dehydrogenase (NADP+ dependent) 1, methenyltetrahydrofolate cyclohydrolase, formyltetrahydrofolate synthetase. Gene Ontology annotation, biological process: tetrahydrofolate interconversion. Bases 59 to 2863 code for a protein of 934 amino acids. Gene Ontology annotation, molecular function: methylenetetrahydrofolate dehydrogenase (NADP+) activity; ATP binding; methenyltetrahydrofolate cyclohydrolase activity. The record is from RefSeq and is a predicted model, not a curated record. Lineage: Eukaryota; Metazoa; Chordata; Mammalia; Dermoptera; Cynocephalidae. The transcript has 27 exons. Gene Ontology annotation, cellular component: cytosol.
AGGGAGUGGAACCUCAAUUUUGGUAGUCUUCAUCUGGAGCAGCGGACUAAUUGGGGCCAUGGCGCCGGCGGAAAUCCUGAACGGGAAGGUGGUCUCCACGCAAAUAAGGGAGAGACUGAAGAACCAGGUCACAGAAAUGAAGGAGCAAGUACCUGGUUUCAUACCAGGCCUGGCAAUUUUACAGGUUGGCGACAGAGAUGAUUCCAACCUUUACAUAAAUAUGAAGCUGAAGGCUGCUGAAGAGAUUGGGAUCAAAGCCACUCACAUUAAGUUACCAAGAACAGCCACAGAACAUGAGGUGUUAAAGCACAUCAUGUCUUUGAAUGAGGACUCCACAGUACAUGGGUUCAUAGUACAGCUACCUUUAGAUUCAGAGAAUCCCAUGAACACAGAAACAGUGGUCAAUGCUCUUGCACCUGAAAAAGAUGUGGAUGGAUUGACUAGUAUCAAUGCUGGAAAACUUGCUAGAGGUGACCUAAAUGACUGUUUCAUUCCUUGUACGCCUAGAGGAUGUUUGGAACUCAUCAAAAAGACAGGGGUGCAGAUCGCUGGAAGGCAUGCUGUGGUGGUUGGGCGCAGUAAAAUAGUCGGUGCCCCAAUGCAUGACUUGCUUCUGUGGAACAAUGCCACAGUGACCACCUGCCACUCCAAGACUGCCAAUCUGGACAAGGAGGUAAAUAAAGGUGACAUCGUGGUGGUUGCAGUUGGUCAGCCUGAAUUGGUGAAAGGGGAGUGGAUCAAACCUGGGGCCAUAGUCAUUGACUGUGGAAUCAAUUAUGUCCCAGAUGAUACAAAACCAAAUGGGAGAAAAGUCGUGGGUGAUGUGGCAUAUGAUGAGGCCAAAGAGAGGGCAGGCUUUAUCACUCCUGUUCCUGGUGGCAUCGGGCCCAUGACAGUCGCAAUGCUAAUGCAGAGCACAGUAGAGAGUGCAAAGCAUUUCCUGGAGAAAUUUAAUCCAGGAAAGUGGGCGAUUCAGUAUAACAAGCUUAACCUCAAGACUCCUGUUCCAAGUGACAUUGAUAUAUCACGAUCUUGCAAACCGAAGCCCAUUGGGAACCUGGCUCGAGAAAUUGGUCUGCUCUCCGGAGAGGUAGAAAUGUAUGGUCAAACAAAAGCCAAAGUUCUGCUGUCAGCGCUAGAGCGCCUGAAGCACCAGCCCGAUGGGAAAUAUGUGGUGGUGACCGGAAUAACUCCAACGCCCCUGGGAGAAGGGAAAAGCACAACCACCAUCGGACUGGUGCAAGCCCUCGGUGCCCAUCUUUAUCAAAACGUUUUUGCAUGUGUGCGACAGCCUUCCCAGGGCCCCACCUUUGGAAUAAAAGGUGGCGCUGCAGGAGGUGGCUACUCCCAGGUUAUCCCUAUGGAAGAGUUUAAUCUCCACCUCACUGGUGACAUCCACGCCAUCACUGCAGCUAAUAACCUCGUUGCUGCUGCCAUCGAUGCCCGGAUAUUCCAUGAACUUACCCAGACAGACAAGGCUCUCUUUAAUCGUUUGGUACCAUCAGUGAAUGGAGUGAGAAAGUUCUCUGAUAUCCAAAUCCGAAGAUUACGGAGACUAGGAAUUGAAAAGACUGACCCUACCACACUAACAGAUGAAGAGAUAAACAGAUUUGCAAGAUUGGACAUUGAUCCAGAAACCAUAACUUGGCAAAGAGUGCUGGAUACCAAUGAUAGAUUCCUGAGGAAGAUCACAAUUGGACAGGCUCCAACGGAGAAAGGGCACACACGGAUGACCCAGUUUGAUAUCUCUGUGGCCAGUGAAAUCAUGGCUGUCCUGGCUCUCACCAGUUCUCUAGAAGACAUGAGAGAGAGACUGAGCAGAAUGGUGGUGGCAUCCAGCAAGAAAGGGGAGCCCAUCAGUGCUGAAGAUCUGGGGGUGAGCGGUGCGUUGACAGUGCUUAUGAAGGAUGCAAUCAAGCCCAAUCUCAUGCAGACAUUAGAGGUGAGCAGAGUAACUCCUGCCUUCCUGCAUCAGCACCCACUCUCCCGAGUGAGCCACGGGCCGGCCCUAGAAAGGCAUUCUUACAGUUGCUUUUUUCUUUCCUUAACAGUGACUGAAGCAGGAUUCGGAGCAGACAUUGGAAUGGAAAAGUUUUUUAACAUCAAAUGCCGGUAUUCUGGUCUCCGCCCUCACGUGGUGGUGCUUGUUGCCACUGUCCGGGCUCUUAAAAUGCACGGAGGCGGCCCCACGGUUACUGCUGGACUGCCUCUUCCCAAGGCUUACAUAGAGGAGAACCUGGAACUGGUUGAAAAAGGCUUCAGUAACUUGAAGAAACAAAUUGAAAAUGCCAGAAUGUUUGGAGUUCCAGUGGUAGUGGCUGUGAACGCGUUCAAGACAGAUACAGAGGCUGAGCUGGACCUCAUCCGCCAUCUUGCCAGAGAACAUGGGGCUUUUGAUGCUGUGAAGUGCACUCACUGGGCAGAAGGGGGCAAGGGUGCCUUAGCCCUGGCUCAGGCUGUCCAGAGAGCAGCACAGGUGCCCAGCAGCUUCCAACUUCUUUACGACCUCAAGCUCACAGUGGAGGAUAAAAUCAGGAUCAUUGCACAGAAAAUCUAUGGGGCAGAUGACAUUGAACUGCUCCCCGAAGCUCAGCACAAAGCUGAAGUCUACACAAAGCAGGGCUUUGGGAAUCUACCUAUCUGCAUGGCCAAAACACACUUGUCCUUGUCUCACAACCCAGAGCUAAAAGGCGUGCCUACGGGCUUCGUUCUGCCCAUUCGCGACAUCCGCGCCAGCGUCGGGGCUGGUUUUCUGUACCCUUUAGUAGGAACGAUGAGCACAAUGCCUGGACUACCUACCCGGCCCUGUUUUUAUGAUAUUGAUUUGGAUCCUGAAACUGAACAAGUGAAUGGACUGUUCUAAACAGAUCAUCCUUCUCCAAGAACUACUUUGAAAGUUUGGCCAGUAUCUAUUCAGGCCCACUGUGAAGUUAAGAAGUGUGGGGAAAUCAAGAGAAAUCAGCCCCUAGCCCGAAGAUCUUCUGAAAUAAAUACUGGGAAUUUCCCCAGAAGCCUUUCUUCAGC